AUGGUCUCACGUCGUUUAGAUAAAUUAUAUGCAGGUCUGGCGUUAAAUAAUAAAUUCUUACCCAUACACUGUGUGGUCACACGAGAUGAGUGUCCACAACGUGUGUUACAGGAUGGUUUUGUGAUCAUUCCAGCACAAACGAAAUUUCAUGAUAUCGUCUCCGUUGUCCUACGUAGUAUGGAAGCUGAUAUGGGUAAAAUUGAUAAAGAAGAAAGAAUCUAUGGCGAAGUUUUGAUUAAAAAUUGGAAUCCAUUAUCAAUCGAAACAGUUACAGAGGAUCGGACAGUUACUGUUCAAGAUAUUCUAGGUGAUCUUAUGAAUCUUGCGGUCCUUCAAAUUCGCAUAUCGAAGUAUUCGAAUUCAUGUGAAGAUAAACGAUCAAAUCAGUUAUUUAAACAAUCAUUAUCAUUAGUCAAUGAUGACCGAGAAAGAAAUGAUUGCGAAUACGAUGAUGAACAAAGUCCAAAUGGGUAUUCAUCCAAUUCCAAUACUACUGACGGUGAUAACAUUCCAUUGAACCUAUCGAAAAAGCCGUGUUCAUCAUCAUUAAAGCCAAAUCUUCAUUAUCCAAAUACAUUUGCUAGUCUUCUUUCUUUAACUCAACAACAAUACGAUUCCAACUCAAACAAUCGACGUCAACGCGAACGUACAACAUUCGAUCCACAUGAAGAAACACCGCGCUUGUUACAAAUUUUCACUGAUACAAAGCAUCCGACGCGUUACCAAAUUGCAUCAAUAUGUGAAACUCUCAAUGCUUUACCAUGUCGCAAAGGUAAAAAAGCUCUCGAACCGUACAAUAUUCAGUAUUGGUUCAAAAAUGCUCGUGCUGCACUGAAACGUAAAAAGCGUCGUUUCAUCCCAUCUGAAACUGCUUCAAUUCAAGAAUAUACAUCCAAAUGUGAACUCGAUUCAUCCGAUGAACUUGACGAAGAUGCCGACGAUGAUCUCAUGGAUGACACAGAUGAUAACAAUCAAAAGCCAAAUAAUUACUAUAUCAAUUAUUUACAAGCAUUUGAUAUUUCUUUAACUGAUCAACAAAAACAAAAAGCAACACAUUCAGAUGAAAGUAAUGAUGAAGAUAAUAAUAGUGUAAUUAGUAAUGAACAAUCACCAUCAACGCAAGUAUCGAUGAAUGCAACCAAAUUGACGACAUUUGAUUAUAAUCGUUCGCGACGAAAUCGAAUUUUCAUUGAUCCAACAAGUGAAGUACCGAAACUGGAACAAUGGUUCGCAAUUGAAACACAUCCUGAUCAUUUACUGAUCGAACGUAUCUGUUCGGAAUUAAAUGAAGGAGAAUAUCGAACAAAGUUCCCUAAGCUCGAAACUAAACACAUACGUUUAUGGUUUAAAAAUCACCGCGCUAAAGUAAAGCGUAUUUGUCGAAUUCAAACAUCUAACAAUGAGAAAACUUCAGCAGUUACAACUGAAAAUGACUCAGCAGACAAAUAA
This is a messenger RNA of Adineta ricciae, 1449 nucleotides long. NCBI's taxonomy places the organism in Eukaryota, Metazoa, Rotifera, Eurotatoria, Adinetida, Adinetidae. The record is from the annotation of a GenBank genome assembly.